This is a messenger RNA of Arabidopsis arenosa, 2224 nucleotides long. The record is from the annotation of a GenBank genome assembly. NCBI's taxonomy places the organism in Eukaryota, Viridiplantae, Streptophyta, Magnoliopsida, Brassicales, Brassicaceae.
AAUCAACGAACAAAACCCAUUUUCUCUGAUCGAUUAGGGCCAUUAGGCCACGACGUUUCCUGAGGUGCAGGGCACGAGUCGCUCAAUCUCUCAAUCAUCUUUUUCUUUUCUCCCAAACUUCGUUUUUAUUUGAUUUUGUGUUCCUUUUUUUUUCCUCAAACCCAAAAAUUAGGGUUCAGUUUUUAAGCCUUCGUCUUCGUCUUCCGUCGUCGUUGUCGAGAGAGGUGGUUUUAGCUAUAUGGAUAUCUUCAACUGCAAAACGGAUGCUUUGCUUUGAACCUUGAUACGAGUUCAUGCGUUCUAUGUAUGUGCAUCGUAAGGAAGUAAUGGGAGAGAAUCGUCAGAUUAGAUCACGUUCUUGGAAUAGAAUGCCAACCAAAAGAUGCAGUGCAAAUGGCAUAAUGGAAGAGUUUAUUUUGGUAGAUGAUGAUGAGGUUAUCAUUCUUGAUUUUCCUGAGUCAUCAAAAUGUAAAGCUCCAGGUACAUCCAGAACCAGGAAGGAGUCCAUUUUACCGAGAGUGAUUAGCAUUGACGAUGAUGAUGAGACGGAAAAUGUUCAGAAAGCUGGGAGUAGUUCAAGCGGUAAUCCUCCUGCUGCUAACUUGCAAACAUCUGCAGAAGUGGAUAAUGACGAUUGCCAAUUCAUUCAAGAAAAGUGUGCUACUUUUAGAUUUUCAAAAUGCAAACAGACUUUCUCUACAAUGCCCUCUUCUGGAAUUCGAUUUGGUUUAGGCUCUGAUACUGACAGUGACUUUUCCGAGAGCGACUGUUCUGAUUGUGAGAUUUUAGAAGGGACUCAUAGAGAGGUCCGCGAGCAGUGGGAACAAGCAGCUCUCUUGAGAAAAAUGAAGAAAGCAGGUAAAGCUGGUCUGAGUGAGGAGGCUGGUCCUUCAAAUCUCCACAGUGACGCUAGUUUCAGGCCUGGUUUUGGAAGAACUGAACAAAAUGAUCAAACAUCUUUCUUCUUUGCUGCAAGAACUCCAGAUGGUGGAAAAGCUGGUCUGAGUGAGGAAGCUGGUCCUUCAAAUCUCCACUGUGACAAUAAUUUCAGAUCUGGUUUUGAAAGUAGAACUGAACAACAUGAUCAAACAUCUUUCUUCUCUACUGCAAGUAAUCCAGAUGGUGAAAAAGAAACCUCUUCUACUUUCUUUGGAACCGAUGGUAGAGUUCCUGAUAUGGCGACUUACUUUGGCUCGGUAAUGGAGGAAGACAGCCGAGCUAAACACUGUGCUAAUUCUAGUUUUUUCAAUAAAGAGGAUUUUCGGGGGCCUUCUCCACUGUCACCCGAAAUACGAGCUGAACAUGAAAGGUUUGAUACAUCAUCAUCUCAUUUUACUUCGCCAAAAGAACCGAUACAUCAAACUAGUUUCAAAAAAGUUGUAGAACAGCCAAACAAAGUGCAAGUUCAACGUGAAACUUCACAGUCACCUGAAGAGAACCAGACGAAAAAUGUUGCGUAUCAGUCUUAUACCAAGGAAGUUGAAGAAGAAGAAGACGCCUCAAAAUUUUCUCCGCCAGAGACUUCUGAUGGGGGUAGAGAUACAACACAUGUGCUUGGCACCCAAAGUAAUGGAGCCAGGUGUGAGCACGGGAUCUCGAGUUUAGAUGAAUCAAGAGAACCGAUCAUUGAUCCAAUUCCAUCUACAAGUGGACAUAUGCAAGGUAGUAAUGGUACAGCUCCUGCAAUUGAUGUCAUGCUUAACAGAGAGAUGUUGAAGGAGACUGAUGAAUACAAGAAAGCACAAGAAGAAGAAUGGGAGUCCAGGCAACAACAGUUACAGAUCCAGGCAGACGAAGCUCAGAAGCAACGAAAGAGAAGAAAGUUAGAGAACACGCGACAGUUGGAGAUGGAAAGAAGGCAAAAAGAGAGGGUAGAGGAAGUGAGAGAGACACAGAAGAAGGAUGAAGAAAGCAUGAACAUGAAGGAGAAAGUCCGUGCAGAAAUAACCAAAUCACUUAAACUGCUGGAACUCAAGAGCUUUAACAUGGCAUCGUUGCUUCGAGGCUUAGGGAUUCAAGUUGGUGGUGGAAUAUCUCCUCUGCCAAAUGAGGUUAGCUCUUCAUCUAUCUUUUACAGUUAGUUAUAUUUGUUAACUGCUUUUGUAUUCAUGUAUCAUGAUCGAAACCAAUUGUAAAAUUAGGUACACGCAGCCUACAAACGAGCCGUAUUGAAAUUUCAUCCUGAUAGAGCAUCAAGAGGUGACAUUAAACAGCAAGUUGAAGC